AUGUCUUCUGCAAUCUCACAUCAUUCAAAUAAAAUACGGGCGCCGGACCCCACAUUAUCUCUCAAGCAAGCCUUGGUGCAAUUCGAGGACAUCCUGACAGACGACCAAAAGCAACAGUAUCAGACAAGUACUACGAAGCCAGAUGCCGCGAGCGUCAUCGCAUUCGUCGCAGAGAUCGAUUCCAACAAAAAUAGCACGGCAAGAAGAUGUGUAGCGCCAAGAUUGCACACCUUUCUACAGGCGACACAACAGUUUAGUAGCAUUGUGGAUACAUUUGUCAGUUCCAAUCCUCAAAUCGCUGCUCUAGUAUGGGGAGGCAUCAAGACGGCAAUUUUGACAGCAAGCAAUAUCGCAUCGUACUUUGACAAAGUCACGAGUAUGAUUAUGGCGAUCGGCAAGUCAUGUCCGACAUAUCAGCAAUUCGGUCAUCUGUACCCCGGCUGCGUUGGUCUCAAGCGUAGUUUAUGUGAUUACUAUGCCGUCAUUAUCCAGUUAUGCAUCAAGAUCAUUGAGAUCUCAAAACGGACGCCUGUUACGCAGAUGUUAUCCUCAAUCUGGAAUCCCUUCGAGGCCGAAUUCAAACGGUUUUUAGAUCAGCUUGAUGAAGCUGUGAAGGAUAUACAGCUGCAGCUGUCAUAUGCCUCGAAGAAGGCUAACGCGGAUGCUAAAGGUCUUCUUGAGCGUGAAAGCCGCGGCAACUCCGCGUUCCGUCGACACACUUUGAGAUUCCAUAAAGAGUCUAGAAAUGAGUACGCUAAGGCGGAACAGUCGCGACUCGACAGUGUGAAAAGACAAGCUGCGGAAUUGAAAUCUGAAAUCAGAGAUAGUCUUUCUAGCAUCGAUUACGAUAAGCCUUGGAAACAAGCUUCACGGCAACGUGUUCCCUCUACAGCUGAGUGGCUACAGAAGGAACCACUCUUUCUUCACUGGAAAGACCGUUGGGAUACAGACAUUCUCUGGUGCUCUGGUACUCUGGGGGUGGGUAAAACGGUGCUUAUGUCAAAUGUGGUUGCCCAUCUACAUGCGUCCCGCGAGCCUGGCGAUAUUAUAUCUUACUACUUCUGUUCGCCCGACUAUGAAGCAUCUCUGUCAGCGAGAAACAUUUUUGGAAGUCUUGCUCGUCAAUUGUUGGACACAGAGAUCGAGGCUGCGGAAAACCAUAGUCUACAACGCUUAUAUGAGGAUAGCCGGGAUCUCAAUACGGCUGAGACUAUUCAGUUCUUAUUAACUCACCUCAAAGAUGACAAGAAAUAUUAUAUCGUCCUCGAUGGUCUUGAUGAGUGUGACGGUAGCGAGAUUCAACAGGUUGCGCAAGGCAUAGCGAAACUCUGUAGUACUCGCGUUAAGGGGCUCAAACUCCUUUGCACUGGUCGCCCUGGGCUUGAAAGGCAGUUGUUCAGAAAAAUCCAACCUAACUGCAAAAUUGCCGUGACUGAGAGAAAAGUUGAGUCUGACAUGGACCAAUACAUUGCGACGACUCUCGGUCGUUGCCUAGAUGAGGAACAGUUGAAGCUGGGGGAUCCGACACUUAUCAUGAGCAUAUCCAACGCACUUCAUGAUGGAUCUAAUGGAAUGUUCCUCUGGACGCGUCUUUUGAUAGAAGAGCUAUGCGCACAGGGGAGUGACAAUGACAUCUUAGCGGUAUUAAACCAUCUGCCACGUGGGCUGUCUGAAAUCUUCGAUCGAAAGCUACAUCGAGUCCGGAGUGGAACAACAGCAAAGGAUGCGAUUGCAACUCUCCAAUUCUGUGGCGUGGUAAAACGAUCUUUGACAGUCAUGGAGUACCAGGAAGCCUUGAGUCUGAGCCCGGGACAAACUUCUCUUGACAGCCAGAAAUUUCCCAAUGACAUGAACAAGGUCAUGCGUAAUUGCUGUGGCUUAGUCUCCGUGGAUGAAGAGGACAGCACCGUGCACUAUGUCCAUCAUAGUGUGAAACAACACCUUUUCAGCAUCAAGCAUUCGUUAUCAGACGAAUUCGAUAUCAAGAAUCUCGAUCAGCAUCUCGGCUUACUUUGUAUGACCUAUCUCGACUUCACUACUUUCAGACGACAGGUAGCCAAGGUCACCGAGGGCUCGAACACUCCAAUAACCCCUAUUCAACUUGGAAUCACCCCGAUAUACCGUUCACGAAAUGAUACCAGUCGAAUGGCCAUGAAGUUACUUUCCCAUCGUCAGCACUUGCGGCAUCUCAGCGCCCGAGAGUUAGAAAGAAAAUCUCGAAAAUUGUUCAAGGAUCUAGAGCCUUCACGUCUCGAUAAGGACCUCCAGAAUCGGGACUUCCAGUUUCUCGACUACGCGCGCUCUUGUUGGGUCCACCAUGUGACAGACCUGAGCCCUGCGGAUACUCAGAUGUGGAAAUUCUUUAGCCGUUGUGUAGACGGCGAUAUUAUUCUUGCACACAGACCAUGGAAGUCAACGGAUCAGACUGACGACGAAAGAAACGAUAUACCAAGAGCGAUACAGUGGCUUUUGACGCAUGGUCAUUUCACGUUGUUUUUAUACUACGCGCAGAACGAGUCGGACAUUUUGACUGAAAAGGUCAAACUUGACAUCCUUAAAAACGCCAGAAUUCAAGAUCGCGGUCGCUUCACUAAGUUGAUCAUUCAACAAAUCGGCAAUUCUCUCGAAAUAAGAAAAUACGCAUUGUUCAAUGCUGUGAGAGAAGGAGACGCUGCUUCAGUCGAUGAUUUACUCCGAGAGGGGAUGGAUGUGAUUGCUCGGGUAGAUAACCGAACAGCGCUUCAAGGAGCGGCAGAAGGAGGCCACCUCGAGGUAGUUGAACGACUAUUGGCUGCGAAUGUCGAGGUCAAUACUCCCGUUGAAGGGAAAGAACAAACGGCCCUCCAAGCAGCAGCAGGCGGUGGUCAUCUCGCAGUGGUCGAGCGACUAUUGGAGGCAAACGCUAAGGUUAAUAUUCCCGAUAACGGGGAAGGACACACAGCACUCCAAGCCGCAGCAGGUGGGGGCCAUCUCGAGGUGGUUGAGCGACUAUUGAAAGCAAAAGCUAAGGUCAAUUCUAUAACUUCGAUGGAAGGGCGCACAGCAAUCCAAGCAGCAGCAGGCGGGGGUCAUCUCGAUGUGGUUGAACGACUAUUGAUGGCAGAUGCUAAGGUUAAUACUCCGAUUAACAGGGAAGGACGCACUGCACUCCAAGCAGCAGCAGGAGGAGGUCACCUGGAGGUUGUUGAGCGACUGCUAGAAGCAGAAGCCAAUGUCAAUGCUGCUGCUAGUGGCUUGACGGGACGAACAGCACUUCAAGCGGCAGCAGAGGGAGGUCACAUUGAAGUGGUGGAGAAACUGCUAGAAGCAAAAGCUGAUGUCAAUGCUGCUGCUUCUGCUGAUGGAUAUACAGCACUUGAGGCAGCAGCAGCUGGAGGUCACCUCGAAGUGGUUGAGAGACUGCUGGAAGCUAAAGCCGAGGUCAAUCCUCCUACUUCUGGCGGUAGAUAUGCGCUUCGACUAGCAGUAAAGGGAGGUCACACCGAGGUUGCAGAGAGACUAAGACAGGCUGGGGCAGUGUUAGAGAUUAUCUACGAGAUGGAGUAG
This is a messenger RNA of Penicillium griseofulvum, 3546 nucleotides long. Its product is annotated as ankyrin repeat domain-containing protein. The record is from RefSeq and is a predicted model, not a curated record. Gene Ontology annotation, molecular function: protein binding. NCBI's taxonomy places the organism in Eukaryota, Fungi, Ascomycota, Eurotiomycetes, Eurotiales, Aspergillaceae. Bases 1 to 3546 code for a protein of 1181 amino acids. The transcript is spliced from 2 exons.